UUAAACCGUUUUUUUUUGUUAAUUUUAUUGUUCUACCCUAAGUUUAGCAAAGGUCUUACGAAUUGGUUGAAUUUAGUAGUUCUCCUGGUAUCAUUCAAGACUUACACUUCGAGCCUUAACUGUUCUACAAUUUUGGUCCAUAGACUUACGGGCACUCGCAUCCAGGGAUCGGUAAGAAGCGGCAGGUUUUCUAAGCUUGCCGUACUGAGUUGCUAACCAUUAUUGUUGCUGUUAGGACGUACGUUCUGCGAGAUGUAAAUCUCCACAACCUAGCUUGGAAGUAUUUUUUGGGCCCAAAAACCAUACAGAACACAUUUCCUCCUUAUUAUCAAAUGACUGUUCAGACAAAGCCUGAAGUAGACACCUUUUCUGGGCUAAGAAAUCAAGUCGAAUCUAUCGUCAAGAAGCAUAUGGAUAGAAAGGGUAUUGAAGCUCCAGUCGCUUGUCCAGCCCGGACUACAGAAAGUGACGUCAAUGAUGGACUCGCUCCCAUUUAUGUGGUAGGUCCUUGUAUCGCCUACAUUUCCCAUGUUUACGUUCAGCCUUGCUAGGGCUUCCAGUAGAAGCUGGCCCCUGAGGUUUGUAAGGCGACUAUCCUAUUCUACGGUCCACGCGUUGAAGUCCCCGCCUAUGACAACGAGGCUCCUACCUGUGAGACCUUCAACUAUUUUGUCCAUUAUGACACCGAACCUCUCCAGAGACCCCUUUGGGGGGCGUAGCAGCUAGAGAUGAAGAUCCCGAUGACUGGCUAUCACGAAGCCUUCCUCUCCAGCUGAUACCACCUCUUGUCUGGGGUAUCUUCCUGUAACCCUGCGAUACGGCUCUGCCACUAACGCCACUUCCAACUUUUCUCAAAUGCCAUCUGCCGCAACAUCUUUGGUGCAGCUAGCCGCCUGAUGGUCGGCUUCACCACACCACCAACACAGACCACUCCUAUCGGUGCCCUUGCAGGCAAACGAUUUGUGCCUGUACUCGACACAACGGAAACACCUUUCCGGUUGCUGAGUGAUGACUAUCUGGAAGAUAGACCAUCCCACCUUUAGCCGCCCACACUUGAGUGCUGCGUUUGCUGCACGCAACCGGAAGUUUCGCGAACGCCACCUGUGUCCCGGAUUUGGUAGGACCUUCCCACAUCCUGACCGAAAUCUGGUCCAUUUCGAUCUUAAACAGAUCCUUUAACGCAUCCUUGACCUCAACAUCCGUGGCUAUCUCGUCCAGGUUCUUAAUCCUGAUGGCACGGGUUUCCGCACUUUCCCCAACUAUCUCCUGCGUGAGCUCGCUGUACUCCGCGCUUUUGAAAGUCGAGCCACGUCGGUGCUCGAGGAUCAUCUCGCCGGAGCGUGUCCGGCGUAUUUUUCUCACGUCUCCACCUCGGCCCACCAGCCUAUCGCUCGUCCUACGGUGCCUUUACCACCAACGCCUCUCCCUUGUCCCUGACCCGGUUAGGUUUGGGCUUGGGCUUGGGUUUGGCUUUGGCUUUCGUGGCUAUUUUCCUUUUGCGCUCAACCAUCUGCCACCCAGUUGCCGCUUCGGGAACUUUUCUUCCCUCUUCAUCUUCUAUUUUGGCCGGAUUCUGCCGGACCUUAUGAUCUUGGGCUCGCUUUUUAGGGCUCCAGAUCUCAAACUUUUCUCGCCCUUCCUUAUCCGAAUCGUAUCCACCCUCAGAGGGGUCACCACGUCCUCACGUGAACUUCUUCCGGCACUCCGGUGCGGUGCUCACCUUCGCUGGGUUCGCCUUGACGAACAAUACCAUCACGUGGGCGAGUUUCUCCCUGUUGAAACUUACGGUUUUCCUUGGGAACAGCAAGCAGCAACUUCUGCUCCCACGAGCAGAACCAAAACAGUUUGUUUUGGUUCCGCAUGCUUUGAGUCAAUUCGCAAUUGAAACAAUAGCGGUGAUGAUUGAAGAUGACAGCUGAUGAUGGUAAACACGGUAUAAAUGUUUACAUCAUCACACGGUCAAGCGAGACAACAUAAAUUGGGUUCGUGGUAACACAACAGUGUUGCCAGAUAUUCUGGGUAAGAAUAUCAAAGUACUCAUUGAGAAAUGAGUACUUUCCCGGUUAGGGAUUAUAAGAUGUGGAAGUGACAAUUAGCUAUCGCUAAUUAAUAUAGUUGUAAUCUAGUGACCUCAUAGACGAAACAUGAAUAAAGAUAACUCUAUUCCACCACUGAAACCUGCGUUGAAUUAUUCAUUUCAACACUCCCGAACCUGCUUGUGGAUGUAAGACUUUUUUUAACACAAUCCACAAGGUCCUGCAUGCCCGCCAUAGUCACCGCUAGUUCAGCAGGAGCCUCAGGGUCCUGAAGCUCCGGGGAGCUGAGGAGUUCCUCGACUGCCUGCUGUACUUGGCGACUGUGAUACCGGGCUCUACUGACAGAAUGGAUCCACUUGGUCUGAGAGAGAGAAGAGGAGGAAAUAAAUAACUAACGUGCGACGCGUGUUGAGAUAAGUUUGGCUUCGUUAAUUGUCCCGUAAUAAAUUAGUUGUGAAGUGCAGUGAACCUGUUUCUUUAAUACUCCGAAGUACCACAAACUGGCGACGAGGUUGGUCUGAAACUGCAGGUAAUUGAAAAUAGUAAUUUUACAAAAUAUUGGUGAAUUUAAACACGGAAAUUUGUACGUACAGUUUUGAGGUUAGGGUCUCUGUAUUCGAUGUUUGAUCCCGAAUCAACCAAGUUUUCAGCUUGGAGUUUGAUUCUGGGACUUAUUUCGGGGAGAAAAUAAUCAUCGAUAAAAGAAAAAAAAAACAAGCUCAUCGUGUUUCCAAACAUUAUUAAUGAAGAUAUGUUACGAUGCGUGUGAAGCAAAUUUACCUUUUAGAUGAAAUUUGAAUGUGCUGUUUCGUCAGGCACGGGUUCCUAGAGGGACUGUUGAAUGUGUUAAUUUUAAACACGGGCCAAUUUGGUCGGGAUGAAUGUGCUGUUUCGUCAGGCACGGGUUCCUGAAGGAACUGUUGAAUGUGUUAUUUGAAACACGGACCAAUUUGGUCGGGAUGUAUGUGCUAUUUGUCAGGCACGGGUUCAUUAAGGAACUGGUUAAUGUGUUAAGUUAAACACGGACCUAUUUGGUUGAGUUGAAGGUGUAGUUCCUACACGGGUUUAAAACCGCUUAAUGUAUUUCAAAGAAAUACGGACCAAUUUUGGUUGAAUUGAAUGUGCAUCAGCAAAAUACUGGCACGGGUUUGAAAAAAACCGCUUAAUGUGUUUCAAUGAAACAUGGACCAUUUCUGGUUGAUUAAAUACGUAUAAAUAAAGCUUUAAUGAAUUAUUUUCGAAAAAAAGAAUAUAUAAUAUAUAGAUGAAAAAAAGCAAAUGGAAAACUGAAAAAAAAAAUCUUUCUAUUUUGUGUUUCGUUUAGGAUCGUCAACAUGGAGAAAUUUGAUAUCCCGAUGUUCAAGUUUAAGCACUUGCCAUUCAAUGAAGUGCGGAACGAGUGGGCAAGAUAUAAGCGUCAUUUUGAGUUCUUAGCUUUGGCUAACGGGAUCACUAAUAAGACAAAAUUGAAAAAUAUCUUGCUAGCUCGUGCUGGGCCAGAGGUUCAAGAUAUCUUCUGUAGCAUUCCUGGAGCGAAUGUCGAAGAACGAAUUGGUGUUGACCCGUACAAAAUUGCGAUUGAGAAAUUAGAUGAAUAUUUCGCGCCGAAACAACAUGAAACCUAUCAAAGGUACACAUUUUGGACUCUGAAGCCUAAUGACAGCGAAGAAUCAUUGGAUAAAUUCCUCCUUCGUGUAAUGGAAUUGUCUUCCAAAUGCCAAUUCGGCCGCACGGAGAAGGAAAGCCGUGAGAUUAGUGUGGUAGAUAAGAUUGUUCAAUUGGCACCGCCCGAGUUGCGUGAGAAAUUUAUUCAGAAAGAGAAUCUUUCGCUCGACGACGUUAUUCGAAUGGUUAAUUCUCAUUGCUCCGUUAAAUAUCAGGUUGGUCAAAUGGAGCCAUGCUCUUCGAAGCAUUCGACAGGUUUAGCGGAAGUGAACCGUGUUCGAGACUCGAGAAAAAUUGAAUGUUUCAGAUGUGGUGGUCAAGAUGGUCAUCUAGCAAAUGACCCAGACUGUCCAGCGAUAGCCAAGAAAUGCGACAGAUGUGGCCGUAAAGGCCAUUAUGCUUCAAAAUGCAAUACAGUCCAAAAUCGCAAUAGAUGGAACGUCAAUCGUGGGCGUGCUGAGUUGAGAGGAAACCAGCGUAAGCGUUUUAAGAAUGAAUAUGUCAGGAUGAUCGAUAGUACCGGAGACGAAGGUAAAUAUGAUACGAAUCAAAAUACUUGUUUUGUAUUCAGUAUUGGCGAAGGCGAGGAAUUUGUGUGGCUGAUAGUAGGAGGAGUUUUAACUCAAUUCCUUAUUGAUUCGGGAUGCGAAAAAAACAUUCUGGAUGAUAGGACGUGGAGAAACAUGAUUAAACAAGGUGCCAGUUUUGAAAAUUCUCGAUCAUUCUGCAACCAAACAUUUAAGGCAUAUGGCCAAAAUUCGGAAUCGCUUCAAGUAAUGCAGGUGUUUGAAGCAAACUUAGUUCUUAACAAUCACUUGAAAUCUGUUAAUACUCGUGCAACUUUUUACGUCAUUAAAAAUGGAACACAGCCUUUGUUAGGAAGAACAACAGCCAAAGAACUGGGAGUACUGUUUUUAGGCUUACCUAGUUCGCAAUCUGUGGACAUACAGCGCAUGUAUACCGAGCAAAAGCAUUCGUUCCCCAAGAUCAAAGGUAUUAAACUUAAAAUUCCAGUCGAUGAAUCUGUGACGCCGGUAAUUCAGCAUGCUCGACGUCCUCCAUUAGCUUUAUUGAACCGGAUUGAAGAAAAGUUACAAUCCCUCUUAUCAUCAGAUAUAAUCGAAAGCGUAAAUGAAUUCAGUCCUUGGGUCUCACCGUUAGUAACCAUUGUGAAAGACAAUGGAGAUUUGCGUUUAUGCGUCGACAUGCGGAGAGCAAACGUUGCCAUAAAACGUGAGACGCAUCUAAUGCCAACUUUUGAAGAUAUAUUACCACGUUUGAAAACAGCAAAAGUUUUUAGCAGACUCGACAUCAAAGAUGCUUUUCAUCAAGUCGAACUUCACGAGUCAUCUCGCCAAAUCACAACGUUCAUAACCCACAAGGGAACUUUUCGAUACAAACGGCUCAUGUUUGGUAUCUCGUGUGCUCCAGAAAUGUUCCAGAAAAUUCUGGAACAGUUACUUUCAAGGUGCCAACAUGUUGUAAAUUACAUCGAUGACAUCUUGGUCUAUGGAUCGAAUGAAGAAGAGCAUGACCGGGAACUUAAAAUCGUCAUGGAUAUUUUCAAGAACCAUGAUAUUCUUCUAAACCAGAAGAAAUGUAUUUUCAAAGUAAACUCAGUUGUCUUUUUGGGUCAUCAAAUAUCGAAGGAUGGUAUAAGACCAGAGGAAUCUAAAAUAGAAGCUUUAUCAUCAUUUCGGGCCCCGGAAUCAGCAGAGGAGCUCAGGAGUUUUUUGGGUAUGGUGACAUACGUUGGACGAUUUCUGCCAAAUUUAGCCACCAUCUGUGCCCCUUUACGGGUUCUAACACAAAACGACACACCUUUUGUUUGGUCUGUAGAACACGGCAAAAUCUUUAUAGAGCUUAAAAACAUGGUGAUGAACAUUAAAAAUCUUAACUUUUUCGACAAUAAAAGAAGAACUCGAGUAGUAGCCGAUGCGUCCGCGACAGGUUUAGGAGCCGUUCUUCUUCAGUUCGAAUCAGAAGUAGAUGAUUCCAAGCCAUAUAUCAUUGCAUAUGCUAGUAAAACAUUGAGCCAAACUGAAAAGCGAUACUGCCAAACCGAAAAAGAAGCCCUAGCGUUGGUUUGGGCAGUUGAGAGAUUCUCAACCUAUCUACUUGGCCGUAAAUUUGAGUUGGAGACUGACCACAAACCCCUGGAAAACAUAUUUGCGAUAACCUCAAAGCCUUGCGCACGUAUAGAGCGAUGGAUUCUGCGUUUGCAAGCAUAUUCAUUCACCGUUCGGUAUCGGAAAGGCUCUGGUAACAUAGCGGAUCCAUUUUCCAGAUUAGCUAAUGUGAAUUCGUGCGAGGAUUUUGAUGCUGACGGACCAUUCUUGAUAUUGGCUAUCCUGGAGUCAGUAGCAAUUGACACCAAAGAACUCGAAGUUGCUUCUGAAUGUGACGAAGAGCUAACUGCUGUCCGAAAUAGCAUUCUAAGUGGAAAGUGGAAUCAACCUCAAUUGAAACCCUACGAAAUAUUCCGAGACGAGUUAGGCGUGAUUGGACAGGUGCUGAUAAGGGGUACGAAACUCGUUGUUCCAAGUAAGUUGAGAGAGCGUAUGCUUAUUUUGGCACAUGAAGGACACCCAGGAGAAAGCGUGAUGAAACGUCGUUUAAGGGAUCGAGUAUGGUGGCCAGGGAUGGACCGAAUGAUAUCGACUUAUGUUUCCAGAUGCGAAGGAUGCCGAUUAGUAUCGUUGCCAGAUAAGCCUGAACCAAUGCAACGUAGAUCGCUUCCUACGAAACCAUGGGUAGACAUUGCUAUUGAUUUCUUGGGCCCUCUGCCGACCGGAGAAAACCUGUUGGUUGUAAUCGACUACUAUAGUCGAUACAAGGAAAUCGAAAUCAUGACAAAUAUUACGGCAGAAGAAACAAUAAAGCGUCUACACGGUAUUUUCACAAGGUUAGGAUUUCCAAUCACGAUAACGUUGGAUAAUGCCAGACAAUUCGUGAGUAAUAAAUUCGAAACGUAUUGUAAGAACAACGGAAUCCAUUUGAACUACUCCACUCCAUACUGGCCCCAAGAGAACGGCUUAGUCGAGCGACAGAAUCGGUCGCUUUUGAAACGACUCCAGAUAAGUCAUGCGAUGGACCGCGACUGGAAGAAAGAUUUACAGGAUUAUUUACAAAUGUACUACACUAGUCCGCAUUCCAUCACUGGAAAAACUCCAACCGAACUGUGUUUUGGACGGACUAUUAGGUCAAAAAUACCAUGUCUGGCAGACAUAGAGUCGGCGGCAGUAGAUGAGGAAGUUCGUGAAAGGGACAAACAGCGUAAAGAAGAAGGAAAAAUACGGGAAGAUAAGCGACGUGGUGCGAAAAUCUCUGAGUUGAAAGUAGGUGACACGGUGUUAGCGAAAAACUUAGUUCGUGGGAAUAAACUGACACCGCAAUUCAGCCCACAGGAAUAUGUCGUGAAGAAUAGACAAGGAUCGCGAGUAACCAUUGAGAACAAAGAUAAUAAUAAGCUUUAUGACCGGAAAACAGCUCACCUGAAACUGGUACCUUACCCGAUCUCAAACACUCCUACUACCAGCUCCACAGAAGAUCCUCCAGAUAACAAUGCAUCUGAUAACCUUUCAAGUGAAACUAAUUCUGGCAGUAAUAAUCAUAACUCUGAACGUUCCAGAUCAGGCCGCACUCGUAAAAUGCCAGAAAAACUAAAAGACUAUAUCCUUAAUGAAUUUGACUGAUAGAGUUGGCGGCUUAUAGAAAAGGGGGGAUGUGAUACCGGGCUCUACUGACAGAAUGGAUCCACUUGGUCUGAGAGAGAGAAGAGGAGGAAAUAAAUAACUAACGUGCGACGCGUGUUGAGAUAAGUUUGGCUUCGUUAAUUGUCCCGUAAUAAAUUAGUUGUGAAGUGCAGUGAACCUGUUUCUUUAAUACUCCGAAGUACCACAGCGACUUCGCUCUCUCCACCAUCAACAGGUGUCCUUAUCGGCUCGGCGGGUUGCCUAACCGGCGAAUACCUUAUUCCGCUCCUACCAAACGGAUUGGGACAAUCAUCCUUCUCCGCCUCUAUCUUAUCCUUCCGCAUUGUUUUUUUUAAAGAUUCAGGUUUGAUCCCACGAGUAGCGAGGUGGCUUGCUUAGCGCAGCAAGGACUAGGAUACUGUGGGGUGAGUCCUGGUGCCCUACAGGCUACCGUUAGAGACUGACGUAAUUUAACGACCCGCCAACCUUCCAGGCUCAUCAGCACGAUUCAGCAUCACACCUUGGCUAAAUGGAGUCGGUUUCCGAUAGAGAUUCCACGAUCAUAGUCCAAGUUCGUUUGCAAGGGUUUUCAUAAGGGGGGGUUUGUACUCUCAGAGAAAACUUGGUGUUUGAACCAAAACAAAGUUGAUUUUAAUACAAAAAAAAUAUUCAGCGCGUUGCAAGACUAGUGGACAUGUUUUAGUUCUAAACUACUUGGAAGUGAAACUAUCUGACAGAGUCUUGCUAUUUCUCUAUUGACUUUGGCUCGAUACAAGGAUCAAGAACUUCAAAUCCCAAUAAUAGGUCCUAAAUACUUACCACCAUAUUUGC
Messenger RNA from Uranotaenia lowii, 8227 nucleotides. RefSeq lists its product as uncharacterized. Gene Ontology annotation, molecular function: zinc ion binding; nucleic acid binding. Lineage: Eukaryota; Metazoa; Arthropoda; Insecta; Diptera; Culicidae. The record is from RefSeq and is a predicted model, not a curated record. The transcript has 3 exons. The coding region runs from base 3371 to 7396 and encodes 1341 amino acids. Gene Ontology annotation, biological process: DNA integration.